AUGGCUCUCGGCUUGCAGACCGCUUCCUCGCUCCUUGUGGUUUUUUUCCUCGUUCUCGCCGCGGACAUCAUGGGACUUUUCAGCAGGAAGAACCACUUCCAGGUCGAUGGCAGGACUGUUGUGAUCACUGGCGGCUCACAAGGAAUGGGCAGAGGCCUCGGAAAGCUGCUUGCACAAAAAGGUGCUAAUGUGGUCAUCGUCGCACGCAACGCGAAGAGGCUGGAAGAAGCUCUCGAGUACAUUUCGGCCGCCAAAGUCAAACCGUCCCAACGUUUUCACUAUAUCAGCGCCGAUGUAACGAAGCCCGAAGAGAACGACCGAGUCCUCGCGGAGGUGACGACAUGGAACAAUAAUCAAGCCCCGGAUAUUGUAUGGGCGAAUGCGGGUAUGUCCAUCCCGAGGCUACUGUUGGACGCACCCGUGGAAGAGCUGCGGCAACAGAUGGACAUCAACUAUUUCGCCGCUGUAUUCCUGGCUCAAUCGACCUUGAAAGCAUGGACGAAGCAAGCUGCUCCCGCCGACACUAAGACCCCGCUUCCUCGUCACUUCAUCAUAACUUCUUCAAGCGCUGCGUUCGUCGGUGUUGCGGGCUACGCUCCGUACAGCCCUGCCAAAGCUGCUCUUCGCAAUCUUGCCGACUCGCUGCGCCAGGAAGUACAGCUAUACAACGGUGGUCGGCUCCACAGUUCUGGCUCUCCCACCCCGGAGAUCAAGAUUCACUGCGUCUGUCCAGGAACAAUCACCACCCCGGGUCACACGUUUGAGCAAACUGUGAAGCAUCCGGUGACCAUGAUCCUUGAAGAAGGCGACCCGGCGCAAACCGAGGAUGAGGUCGCGACUGUCGCCGUCAAGGAGCUUGAGAAGGGCUAUUACCUCAUCGCUACCAAUUUGUUGGCCAAGGCUAUGAGAGCAGGUAGUCUGACUGGAAGCCCGAGAAACAACUGGUUCGUCGACACUUUGUUCAGCUGGGCGACGAGCAUCGCGUGGCUGUUUAUCCAGCCCGACUUGGAGGGAAAAGUGUGGAAGUAUGGCAAGCAGCAUGGCGCACCUAGCCAUGACAAAGCUGCUUCUACUCAGUGA
Molecule: messenger RNA, 1080 nt
Organism: Diplodia corticola
Lineage: Eukaryota; Fungi; Ascomycota; Dothideomycetes; Botryosphaeriales; Botryosphaeriaceae
Product: 3-ketosphinganine reductase
Exons: 3
Coding region: 1-1080 (359 amino acids)
Biological process (GO): sphingolipid biosynthetic process
Cellular component (GO): endoplasmic reticulum membrane
Molecular function (GO): 3-dehydrosphinganine reductase activity
Source: RefSeq, a predicted model, not a curated record